This is a messenger RNA of Lampris incognitus (smalleye Pacific opah), 5384 nucleotides long. It is a transcript of the gene kif1ab, whose product is annotated as kinesin family member 1Ab. The record is from RefSeq and is a predicted model, not a curated record. The transcript is spliced from 47 exons. NCBI's taxonomy places the organism in Eukaryota, Metazoa, Chordata, Actinopteri, Lampriformes, Lampridae. Gene Ontology annotation, molecular function: microtubule binding; microtubule motor activity; ATP binding. Bases 83 to 5182 code for a protein of 1699 amino acids. Gene Ontology annotation, biological process: microtubule-based movement.
UGGCAACACGGCUUUCCAGCCCCCCUGACAGACUCCCCCUCACCCCCUCUGGUAGCCAGAGCGCUCCUCCUUCAUCGUCAGCAUGGCGGGGGCAUCAGUGAAGGUGGCGGUGAGGGUCAGACCUUUCAACUCCAGAGAGAUCGGGAAAGACAGCAAAUGCAUCAUUCAGAUGUCAGGAAACACCACAACAAUCCUGAACCCGAAACAACCAAAAGAGAACAAGAGCUUCAACUUUGACUUCUCCUACUGGUCACACACAACGCCCGAGGACAUCAACUAUGCAUCCCAGAUGCAGGUGUACAAGGACAUCGGGGAGGAGAUGCUGCUUCAUGCCUUUGAAGGCUACAAUGUGUGUAUUUUUGCUUAUGGCCAGACCGGAGCUGGGAAAAGCUACACCAUGAUGGGACGACAAGAAAAGGACCAGCAAGGAAUUAUACCUCUGCUGUGUGAGGACCUUUUCACCAAGAUCAACGACAGCAACAAUGACAACAGCAUGUCUUACUCUGUGGAGGUGAGUUACAUGGAAAUCUACUGUGAGCGUGUGCGUGACCUGCUGAACCCCAAGAACAAAGGAAACCUUCGUGUCAGAGAGCAUCCUCUGAUGGGCCCCUAUGUAGAGGACCUGUCCAAACUGGCUGUCACCUCCUACAACGACAUUCAGGACCUGAUGGACUCUGGAAACAAGGCUAGGACGGUGGCAGCGACAAACAUGAACGAGACCAGCAGCCGCUCCCACGCUGUCUUCAACAUAAUUUUCACCCAAAAGAAAUAUGACACGGAGACGGACAACACCUCUGAGAAGGUCAGCAAAAUCAGUCUUGUGGACUUGGCUGGCAGUGAGAGGGCCGACUCAACAGGAGCUAAAGGAACCAGACUGAAGGAGGGUGCAAAUAUCAACAAAUCUUUGACCACACUUGGGAAAGUAAUUUCAGCUUUAGCCGAAGUGGACUCUGCACCAAAUAAGAAUAAGAAAAAGAAGAAGGUGGAGAGUUUCAUUCCAUACAGAGACUCAGUUCUAACAUGGCUGCUGAGGGAAAACUUGGGUGGCAACUCUCGUACAGCCAUGGUGGCGGCCCUCAGCCCUGCAGACAUUAACUAUGACGAGACCCUCAGUACUCUCAGGUAUGCCGACCGUGCCAAGCAGAUCCGCUGUAAUGCCGUUAUCAACGAGGACCCCAACAACCGUCUGGUUCGUGAGUUGAAGGAGGAAGUGUCUCGCCUCAAAGAACUCUUGUAUGCACAAGGACUAGGAGACAUCAUAGAGAACCUGUGCGAUUACAAGAACUUUGUGAAUAAUCGCCAGGCUGUCAAUCAAAGGGGUGAUGUCUCCACAGUGACCAAUGCCAUGACGGGAAUGAGCCCCUCCCCCUCCCUCUCAGCCUUGUCCAGUCGGGCUGGGUCCAUCACCAACCUCCACGACCGUAUAUUUAGUCCUGCCAGUGAAGAGGCCAUUGAGAGGCUUAAGGAAACUGAGAAAAUCAUCGCCGAGCUCAACGAGACUUGGGAAGAGAAGCUGCGACGUACUGAGGCCAUUCGUAUGGAGAGAGAGGCCUUGCUGGCUGAGAUGGGAGUGGCCAUGAGAGAGGACGGAGGUACUGUGGGCGUCUUCUCCCCCAAAAAGACACCUCAUCUGGUGAACCUAAAUGAGGAUCCACUGAUGUCUGAGUGCCUCCUGUAUUACAUCAAAGAUGGCAUCACGAAGGUCGGCCGGGAAGAUGCCAAAACACGGCAAGACAUUGUUCUUAGUGGUCAUUUCAUUAAAGAGGAGCACUGUACCUUCAGCAGCACCACAGGCCCCCAGGGAGAAGGAAGUGUUGUUCUGGAGCCAUGUGAAGAAGCAGAGACGUACGUCAAUGGGAAGAGAGUGACGUCACCCAUUGUCCUGCGGUCCGGGAACCGCAUCAUCAUGGGCAAGAGCCACGUGUUUCGCUUCAAUGACCCGGAGCAGGCCCGCCUGGAGCGGGAACGAACACCAUGCGCGGAGACACCCGCGGAGCCCGUCGACUGGGCCUUUGCCCAGAGAGAACUGUUGGAGAAACAGGGCAUCGACAUGAAGCAGGAGAUGGAGCAGAGGCUGCAGGAGUUGGAGGAUCAGUACCGCAAAGAGAGAGAGGAAGCCAGUAACCUCCUGGAACAGCAGCGACUGGACUAUGAGAGUAAACUAGAAGCCCUUCAGAGGCAGGUGGAUUCUCAAUACCUGGAGUCCCCUGAGGAAGAGGAGGAGCCGGAAGAGGAAGUGCCUUGGACCAAGCGUGAGACUGAGUUGGCUUUGUGGGCAUUUCGUAAGUGGCGUUUCUACCAGUUCACCUCGCUUAGAGAUCUGCUUUGGGGCAAUGCCAUCUUCCUCAAGGAGGCCAAUGCCAUCAGUGUCGAGCUCAAGAAGAAGGUCCAGUUCCAGUUUGUCUUGUUGACAGACACACUUUACUCCCCCUUGCCACCUGACCUGCUGCCCCCAAGCAUGGCCAAAGAGAGGGAGAGAAGACCUUUCCCCAGGACCAUCGUGGCCGUAGAAGUCCAGGACCAAAAGAAUGGAGCUACACAUUAUUGGACUCUGGAGAAACUCAGGCAGAGACUAGACCUAAUGAGGGAGAUGUAUGACCGCGCUGCAGAGGUGCCCAGCAGCACUAUGGAGGACUGUGACCACGCCCUCACCGGCGGAGAUCCCUUCUAUGACCGCUUCCCAUGGUUUAGACUCGUUGGCAGGGCAUUUGUAUAUUUGAGUAACCUGCUGUAUCCAGUGCCCUUGGUACACCGCGUGGCCAUCGUCAGUGAGAAGGGAGAGGUGAAGGGCUUCCUCAGGGUGGCUGUGCAGGCCAUCUCAGCUGACGAGGAAGCCCCUGACUACGGCUCUGGUGUACGGCAGUCAGGCACUGCAAAGAUUUCCUUUGAAGACCAGCAGUUUGAGAAGUUUCAAACUGAGUCAUGUCCCAGUGGUCUGCCCCACUCCAACACCUCCGAGGAGGAGCUGAGAAUAGUUGAAGGAGAAGGACAAAAUUCAGAGAUAUCAAUUUCUGCUGAUGAAGUCAACAACAACACCUGUGCAGCACCCCACAACCCUAUGAAGGGGCUCGGCCUGGGUCUUGACCUUCCUGUGGAUCUGUCCCAAGAGAAAGCUCUGUCCCACCUGAAGAUUGGCAGCACGUUCACCUUCAGAGUCACUGUGCUACAGGCCUCCAGCAUCUCAGCAGAGUACGCCGACAUCUUUUGCCAGUUCAACUUCAUCCAUCGCCAUGAUGAAGCAUUUUCCACUGAGCCACUGAAGAACACAGGGAGGGGACCACCUCUGGGCUUCUACCAUGUACAAAAUAUCAAGGUGGAGGUUACAAAGUCAUUUGUGGAGUACAUCAAGACUCAGCCCAUUGUCUUUGAGGUGUUCGGCCAUUACCAGAAACAGCCUUUCCCUCCUCUCUGCAAAGACCUGAUCAGUUUGAUGAGACCCUCCCGGAGGCAGUUUCCCAGGGUAAUGCCCUUAUCCAAACCAGUGCCAGCCACCAAGCUGAACACCCUGACUCGCUCCACUGCAGGACCUUGUCAAGCCAAGUAUGACCUGAUGGUUUUCUUUGAAAUCUGUGAACUGGAGGCCAAUGGAGACUAUAUACCAGCUGUUGUGGACCACAGAGGUGGUAUGCCCUGUCAUGGAACAUUCCUCUUGCAUCAGGGCAUUCAGCGGAGGAUCACUGUAACCAUAGCACACGAAACAGGAAAUGAUAUCGAAUGGAAGGAAGUGAAAGAGUUGGUGGUUGGUCGCAUCAGAAACUCCCCAGAGGCAGAUGAGACCAUCAUAGACCCAAAUAUUCUCUCCCUCAAUAUCUUGUCUUCAGGAUACUUCUGGCCAAAACAUGAGGACAAUGUGUCCUUGGGAAUUGACCAUAGGACUUUCUACCGGUUUGAGGCAGCAUGGGAUAGCUCCAUGCACAAUUCCCUCCUUCUGAACAGAGUUACUCCCUAUGGAGAGAGGAUCUACAUCACCCUCUCUGCUUACCUUGAGAUGGAGAACUGCACCCAGCCAACGGUGAUCACCAAAGACUUCUGCAUGGUGUUUUACUCCCGUGAUGCUAAGCUACCAGCCUCCCGCUCCAUCAGGAACCUUUUCAGCACUGGCUGUUUCAGGCCCUCGGAGAGUAAUCGUGUCACUGGAGUCUAUGAGGUCAGCCUCUGCCAUGUGGCAGACAACGGAAGUCCAGGCAUGCAGCGUCGUCGCAGGCGUGUGCUGGACACCUCCGUGGCCUAUGUCCGAGGAGAGGAGAACUUGGCUGGCUGGAGGCCCCGCAGUGACAGCCUCAUCCUUGACCACCAGUGGGAGCUGGAGAAACUCAGCCUGUUGCAGGAGGUGGAGAAGACCAGGCACUACCUGCUGCUGAGGGAGAAGCUGGAAGCAACCCUGCAGGCAGGACAGGAUGCACUUUACAAGAGUAACGACAUCAGCGACUUUGCCAAGAGUCCCAUCCUGAGCCACAGCCCUGCCAGCAGCUCUGCCCUUGACAGCCCCAACCAGAGGCAGAGGGAGCUGGCCGCCAAGUGUCUGCGUCUGCUGAUGCACACCUUCAACAGGGACUACAGCCAGGUGAGCAGCAGUGCCAGUGAGAGCAAGCUGUCUGAGAUGUCUGCAUCGCUAAGGAGAGACUCAUCCUCCUCUGGACUAAACACACUCACUCCAUCCUCCACCUGCCCCUCAUUGGUAGAGGGACACUAUGACUUCAGACCCAAUGAGCCAAGUUCAGGGGCAUCCACCCCUGACCUUGACCCCUUCAGCCCAGUGGACCGGAAGAAAACCCUCAGAAGUUGCACCUUCGUUCCAGACAUACAGGAGAUUCGUGUCAGCCCCAUUGUUUCAAAAAAGGGCUACCUGCACUUCCUGGAGCCCCACACCAGCGGUUGGAUCAAGCGCUACGUGGUGGUGCGCCGGCCCUAUGUCUACCUGUACCGCAGUGAGAGGGACAGUGUCGAGAGAGCCGUCAUCAACCUGUCAUCUGCCCAGGUGGAAUACAGUGAGGAUAAGCAGACCUUACUCCGGACUCCCAACACAUUUGCGGUCUGCACCGAGCAUCGUGGGAUACUUCUCCAGGCUAACAACGACAAAGAGAUGCAUGAUUGGCUGUAUGCUUUUAACCCGCUGUUAGCUGGCACCAUCAGGUCAAAGCUCUCCAGGAGAAAGUCGGCCCAGUCGAUCCAGAGGAUGUGAGAGGUGAACCCACCUGUUGGGAGCCAUCAGACGAACAAACCUACACAAUCUGAAAGCUCUACUGACACUCUUACUCUCAUGUACAUAGACCAUGUAAACAAACUUUUGCAUAGACCAUUUAAACAACCUUCUGUUUGAUGACCCCUCCACAAAAGACAAAAUAAUUGUAAACCAUCCUCUACCUUUUUGCUGUCUUUCUCAG